GCCGGGCGUGAGAAACGGCACCGACAUCGUUCCCGGCAUCGAGACGACAAUGAGCAACGACACCGCCACAAGCGACGACAUCGCGAUCGCGACCACGAUGACGACAAUGAAUCACGCAGAAAACGACACCAGAGCCAUUCCCCACGCGAGGUAAAGCAUGGUACAAACCAGGAUACCGCCGCAGCGGUGAAGGCGUUGAAGAGCGACGACAAUGAUGAUGGGGACUGGGCGGAGAAGGAAAGUGCCGCAGCGCCGGCGAAGGACGGUACAAAGGCACAGCGUGAUGCCUGGAUGCAGGACCCCGCUGCAUUGGAAGUGGACUAUGUGCAGAGGACCCGGCCCAAAUCACCGCCUGGUCAAUUCGUGGGUGCAAAGCAGAGUCAUGAUUUCAAAGUGACCGACCAACAGUUUAAUGAGCAUCUUGCAGAGCUGCAGAACGACUGUGACUCGAAUGGUGACGACGAUGCCGAGAAGGUGAAGGAUGAGCCCGCCCAGCACUACGUAAAGUACACCUUUGGUGACAAUGGCAGCUCGUGGCGUAUGACGAAGUUGAAAGGAGUAUAUCGAAAAGCUGAAGAGACUGGCAUGGAUCUGGACGUCGUCGCGGAAGAGUCGUAUGGAGACCUUCGGCUGUUCGACGACGCGCGGGAGGAGGAACGCGAAGUGAAUAGGCGUGCCAUGUACGGCAAAGAAUAUAUCGGUCGGGAGACACCAUCGGGCGAACUGUUCGCAGAACGGAAAUUGAGGACGGUCGUUAGACGCGAGACUGAGGACAAGGGAAGAGGGGCAGCAUAUCCGGCUGAUGGGGGGCACAUGCGUGCAGCGAAAGCACCCCUGCAGAGUGCGCCUUUCGAUCAAAGUGCACUCAACAAAUGGAAGGCUCAGUUGAUCAAGGCGAAGCUGAUGAAUGCAUCAAAUGUAGCACAACUCGAGGAGGAGUAUACGCUUGCAGAGACAGCGUUCUUGGCCCAUCGGGCACAUCCUGGCGUGGUGGUACUAAACGACAUGGAGAAUAGGAUGCUGGCAGGAGACCGUUCCGGGGAAGUCACGGCUCUAACUGGCAAACGGGCCCUUGAGCGUGGCACGGUACAGGAAAACGAAGACAUGUCGAUCGAAGAAAUGGUCAAGCAGGAAAAGCGCACACGAGGCGCCAAUGGAGGCGAAGGGCGCGCUUUUGCUGAGCGCAUUGCCAAGGAUGGAAAAUUCAAGGACAAUUUGGAGUACAUGGACGACAAUGCCGCGCACCUGUCCAAGAGGGUGGUCAAAUCGGACACGAACCUACGCAAUGCAGCCGUCGGCGACUUUCAGAGGAUGCAAAGAACCCUGGAUAAUUGCCCACUCUGCUACCAUGAGGAUUCCAGUGCGCCGCCCGUAGCUCCUGUGCUCAGCCUGGCCACGCGCACCUAUAUGACACUUGCGACAGAACCAGAGAUGGCAAAACACGGCGCCGUUGUUGUUCCGAUUCAGCAUCGUCUCAAUCUCCUGGAGUGCGAUGACGACGAGUGGGAAGAAAUCCGGAAUUUCAUGAAGUCUCUUACUCGCUUCUACCAUGCUCAAGACAAGAGUGUGAUUUUUUACGAAAAUGCCGCUCAUAUGCAUAGCCGCAAGGGACACGCCGCGCUCAUGGCGGUACCGCUGCCACACCACCUCGCCGAGAACGCUCCGGCCUAUUUCAAAGAAGCGGUACUCGCAUCCGACGAGCAGUGGAGCCAGCACAAACCGAUCAUCGAUACUCUGGCGUUGACACAGAAGGCUGGCUAUGGCAAGGCAGCAUUCAGGAGAGCCAUGGUCAAGGAGAUGCCUUACUUCCAUGUCUUCUACACUCUAGACGGCGGCAUGGGGCACGUUAUCGAAGAUGAGAGACGAUGGCCCAAGGGCGAUCUCUUCGCGAGGGAAGUGCUGGGCGGUAUGCUCGACAAAGGUCCAGAGGUCAUUAAGAAGCAGGGUCGGUGGGAAAGACACGACCGGAGAGUGGAUAGCUUCAAGAAGAAAUGGGAUCCGUUUGACUGGACGAAGGUGUUGAUGGAAGCGCCAUAAGCGGGACGGGACUGGCCCACGCUGCCCGUACCUCCUACAUGUAGUUGUAGAAGACAAAGGAUACGGUAUUGGCAGCGCCUAGUCGCUCCCUUGUGCUGUUCCUUGGCACUGGAACCUGGAAAGUGACGGCCAGGCGGAGCAGGAAAGUGCAGCUAAGCAUGCCCGUAAAAGUGAGUGAAUACAACACCUGGAGGAGUGGAGGUAGGAGGUAGGUACAUAACGCUGAGCUGGGCCCUAGAGAGUGGAGACAGCAGGGGUGUGGGGAGUGCUCCUGCUGCAAGGCUGUUGCUGUUGCUCAGUUGCUGGAUAGAUGCAUGCAUGCAUCAUGUCGUCAUUGGCGACGCACACUCAUUUGGUGGCUCAGGUACAUAAGGCAGGCGCAGGCAGGUGGACGAACUUGCAUUCCCUGAUGUUACCUAUUGUGCGCUCGUCACCGCACUGCAUGCCACCGCCAGCUCUGGAACCUCGAAAUUGACCCUCUUGCACAUCAUCCACUCCGCCAUUGUCGCUGCGUGGACCGCGAGACCACUCGCACGGGAAGCCUUGGCGUUCGCAGGACAGGUUGCAGGGCAGCAGGCCCACGCUAGGAGGUAGCACAUCCACAAGGGCGCAGUUCGGCCGCAAUCAUCAUGGCGGACCAGCAGCAGCAACAUGCGCCGGGCGGAGCAUACUCGGGCAAGAAUAAGAUCCCUACCAUCGGCCAGUUCAUCGACCGUCUUGACAAGGACAAGAAAGAUCGGGACAGGCAGAUCGAUCAGAGCCAGAGUGCCGUGGCCGGCUCAUCAGACGUGAAGCCUCACCAGAAUGAGAAGAGAGAGGCGGGCGCCGGCAAGACCGUCACCGACCCUACGACCGGCAAGCAGGUUGUCGUCGAAAAUGUGAAUGAAGCUUUUAGAGAGCGAGCCAUCAACCCAAGCCUUUCAGUCCCCAAUGCGAACUUGGGCAAGGAUACGCCUGUCAAGACCGAUGCUUCUCAGAAGAACCCCGAGUACAAGGAGAUGCAAGACAUCACGGCUCCUCCAGAUCCAAUUGCUGAAGGCUCGACCAGCGACGUGCCCAUUCAUGGAGAGAAGACUAACAUUCUGUUCCAUCCCACACCGAGUGUGAGCUAUGAAGCCACCUUCAAGCGGUUGGAGGAGCGAGGUUUGUGGCUGGUAAUAGGUGUCUUCCUCGCCAUUGUCAUUGUGGGACGCGUAUUCGGUGGUCGCUAUCUUGGGCUGCUGCCUCUUGGAGCAUGCGUUUCCAGCGGCAUCUGGCUCUGGAUCAAGGAACUCAUCCGAUCUGGCAGAGAAGUGGAAUGGGAAUCGGAAAAGACCCGUGGCGAGACAGCCACUGCCAAUCUCCUUCCAGAGAGUGUCGAAUGGAUGAAUACCUUGCUCGGCAUCGUCUGGGGUCUCGUCAAUCCUGAUAUGUUCCAAGCCGUAGCAGACACUCUCGAAGACGUUAUGCAAGCGUCCGUGCCGGGGGUCAUCGAGAACGUCCGCGUGGCAGAGAUCAAUCAAGGCAGUAAUCCCAUCAGGAUUCUCAGCCUGAGAGCGCUGCCUGACAAUCACAUGAAAGACAUGAAGAAAGCUAUUCACGAAGAGAACAAAAAGAAUAAGGAUCCACAGGAGGCAGCUGCUGAUGAGGAAGGAGGUGAUUACUACAAUCUUGAGAUUAGCUUCGCAUACCAUGCUGCACCUUCUGGAGUGCGAGCCAGCGACAAAGCACGGAAUAUGCACAUGCAGCUAGUCUUCUAUCUCGGCAUCAAAGGCCUGUUCGGUGUCCCAUUGCCCAUCUUUGUCGAGCUUCAGGAAUUGGUCGGUACUGUACGUCUCCGUCUGGCCAUGACUCCCGAACCGCCAUUUCUCAAGACACUUACCUUCACCUUGAUGGGUGUACCGCAUGUGGCCGCUGGCUGCGUGCCUAUGCUUGCGAACGGUGUCAACAUUCUCCAGCUUCCUCUGAUCUCGAACUUUGUCAAUUAUGCGAUCGGCGCGGCCGCCAGCAUGUACGUGGCACCCAAGUCAAUGUCCAUUGAUAUGCGAGCGAUGUUACAAGGCGAUGAUAUCACCAAGGACGUCCAAGCUCUUGGUGUGCUCUGGAUCCGCAUUCAUAAGGCGGUUGGUCUCAGCAAGCAAGAUAAGCGUGGCUCGAAAUGGGGAGGUAGUGACCCGUAUAUCACGUUGACUUUCUCCAAGUAUGGAAAGCCGAUGUAUUGCACGAGAGUCAUCACGGACGACUUGAACCCCAUCUGGGAGGAGACCACAGCUCUUUUGGUCACACCUGAGCUGAUCAAGGCCGAUGAGAACCUUAGUGUGGAACUAUGGGACAGCGAUCGCCAUUCAGCAGACGACAUUGUUGGCAAGGUCGAGCUCAGUAUGCAGAAGAUGAUUCAGCAUCCAGGUAAGAUGUACCCACAAGUGUCGCAACUUGCAGGCAUGGAUGAGGGCUCGAAUAUGCCUGGUGAGCUGCAUUGGGAGGUCGGCUACUUUGGCAAGGCACAAUUCCGUCCCGACCUACGCACUGAUGGCAAGAACAAAGCGCUGCCCGACACACUCAAGGACAACCCCGAGCUGCAGGACGAAAAAGGUGUACAGAACACCGCCUCAGACGACGCGGUAGCCCAUACUCCUCCAGAUCCGCUGUGGCCCAGCGGAAUAUGCUCUGUGAUCGUCCAUCAGAUCGUGAAUCUUGAGCUGGAAAAUGUGAAAGGUACAUCAGGCACCCGCAACGGACAUGAAUUCGAGCCGGCCAAGGCGUACGGCGAAUCGACAGAGGAGGAAGGACAAGACUUGCCCACCUCAUACUGCACGAUCUUGUACAACGAUGAGCUUGUCUACCGCACGAGAGCCAAAGCCGUGAGCAGUAAGCCCAUCUUCAAUGCUGGAACGGAAAGGUUCGUCAGGGAUUGGCGCAGUGCUAUUAUCACAGUGACCGUGCGGGACCAACGCAACCGUGAGCAUGAUCCCAUUCUAGGAGUUGUUCCAUUGAAGCUUUCGGACAUUCUUGAAACCAGCAGCCAGGUCACCAGGUGGUACCCAUUGGACGGCGGUAUUGGCUUUGGCCGCAUCCGCAUCUCGCUGCUCUUCCGUUCCAUCGAAACUCGACUACCUCCUCAGCAGCUCGGAUGGGAUGUCGGCACAUUCAUGUUCACAUCAGCUAGGAUUGCUGCUAAAGACUAUACGCACCACGCUCGUAUCAAAAUGCGAACAGGAGGCUCGACCGGUAAGGUUGGACGUUCCGCCUGUCAUUCGUUCAACGAGGCGGGAAUGAGUGGCUACUACUGGGACCUGAGUCAAGCGCAGCGUGACGAUAAGCCCAUCCGGCUUCCAGUCAAGUACCGAUACAGGUCUCCCAUUGUUUUUGAGCUUCAUGUCACAAACAAACGUAAAGCGGAUGCCUUUGCAGUCCUGUGGCUUCACGAGCUCACUGACAAUGACGAGAAGGAGGUCGACAUCCCCAUCUACCAGACAGCAGCGUCCGCGCGUCUGACGCAGAAUUACAUCACACCCGAGAUGAUAGCUGCAGGAGACAUCCCCGGACUCGAUGAUCUCAAGGAGAUUGGUCGACUUCAGUUCGCGGGAAGAUUCAAGGCUGGCAUGGAUGAGUCGCAUGAGGCUUUUGUCGCUGAUAAUAACUCACGCGAGACUUUUGAGACUUGGGAAGCUUGCCUUGCGGAGGGCGUCCGUACAAGACAGGUCGAGAAAGAGCUACCUGAGCGUGUGCAGACCCUCCACGAUGAGUCUUUGACCAAGGGCCGCGAUAUAUUGAAAGAGGCACCCGAGGAAGAAAAGACGAGAUGGCUCGCGAAGACUGGCACUGACUGGAGUGGUGCUUUCGGAGAUGAUCCUGCCAAUUACAUGGACAAAGAUGGCAAAAAGCGACGUGAGCCAGGCUCGGAUCCUCCGUUAGCAGAUGGAGAAGAUGCCGAAAAGGGUGGGCAGCUCACGGAUGAGGACUAUGAUGACAGCGAUUCCGAUCUGGGUGUCGUGGACGCUGCUAAUGGCGGCAGCCCAUCGUCAGACCGGCAGUCAAUAGGGACAAUGGAGUCUGGGUGGACCGCAGGCACGACAGAUACCUUUCAAUCACAGAAAGACGCCAACAAACAGAACAAGAAGACAGAGGAGCGCAAACAGCGUGGUCUCAUGCAAUGGAAGCCAGCUCGUAACCUGAAAUUUGCCAAAGAUGAGUCUAUCAUCGGCAUGCGCAAGUUAAAGGGCAAGAUCACAGGCGGCCUGGAUGGCAGGCAACCUGGCGUCGAGACAGAAACUGGUCAGUGAGAGGGGAGAGCUGUAUCAGCCAGCAAAGAAAGCGAUGUUUACGAGUGGUAUUAACAGUACGAGAAAUGGGUUGCGACUAGUACAUGAGACAGUGUUUGGAGUCGUGGCAAUAGCAUCAUCGUUAAAGACGGGAAACCGAGACUCCAGUGUAGGCUACUGCGUCAGAUUUUUGUCUACUUGUCGGCAACAUCGUCACUGCCAACAAUUACGCGUUCAAUUAAAGAAAAAGCACACGCAAAUGCAGCAAACUGAAGAGACG
This is a messenger RNA of Sphaerulina musiva SO2202, 6558 nucleotides long. RefSeq lists its product as uncharacterized. Gene Ontology annotation, molecular function: lipid binding. Bases 2667 to 6299 code for a protein of 1210 amino acids. The record is from RefSeq and is a predicted model, not a curated record. NCBI's taxonomy places the organism in Eukaryota, Fungi, Ascomycota, Dothideomycetes, Mycosphaerellales, Mycosphaerellaceae. The transcript has 5 exons.